Messenger RNA from Dibothriocephalus latus, 1056 nucleotides. NCBI's taxonomy places the organism in Eukaryota, Metazoa, Platyhelminthes, Cestoda, Diphyllobothriidea, Diphyllobothriidae. The record is from the annotation of a GenBank genome assembly.
ACUUCCUACGGGGAAGCAGAUAGUGUUCUGUCCGCCAGCACUUUCAUCUCUGACAGCUUCUACAGCAACAAUGGAGUCACUGAUCCAGCAGCCUACGAUUUCCCCAGUCGGGCUGCGACCAAGCCGAAGCCCUCACAGAAGCGAGAAGUGGACUGGGGUGAUCGGAGCUCACUUCGCCUCUCUGUCGAUUACACAAAACAGCUUUCCAAGGCUUCAUCCCCAACGAACUCUGACAAAGGUGAUGCAAAUUACUUCAAAAUAUGCUUUGCAACCGAGUUCUCGGAUGAUGAUGAAGACGUCCAGAGACAAGGAAUCGAACCAACAGAAAUUGACGAGGACGUGAAAUCUGCGCUUCCUGAGACUUUACCUAAGUUGGAUCAAUCAUUUACAGCCCGAUGUUCACAGCCAUACGCCAUGAUCUGCCACGCUGAAGUUUCUGUGAAGGAUGUAAACCUCUUGACGGCCAAGACAAAAAAACUGCUUGGCCCUCUUCCCACAAUCAACGGCUUCUUCUUCCGGGAGGCGCUUGAGAAGCUUCUUAUUUCACAACUGCAACUCAUUUUGAACGACCUGUUGUGCCAAAUUUCCGGAUUAUUGCGAUCUAAUUUGUUUCCUGACAUGCCCCGUCCCUCCUCUCUUCUAAAAUCAGGUGCCCGUGAGCCUAAGGGGCGCGCAUCGCAUGCUCCCCAGGCGGCCCCACGAGAGUUAAACGAUGAACUGAUGCGAGAGCUUCCCCUUCGUGACGAUCUGCAAAUAGAAAACGAGGAACGAAAAGCCCACUUGCAACAAUUUUUGCUAUCCCGCAAACUCAACUAUGCACUCGACUGCAAGUUGGUCCGGCCCACAACCCUUCUCCCUCCUUGUCAACCCAUCAGUGCUGACUACCACUCCGCGGACAGCUUCAAUCCUAAGUCCCCGAGAGAGAAACCUCAACAACUCUCCUCUGGCCCAACGCCCACAAGUCCCAGAAUUGCAAAGUUAAAGUCCUAUUUUUUUGGCUUCUUCAACAAAAAACGCUCCAAGGAUACAAGUCCAAUGGAACGGAGUUCUGUCUAA